Messenger RNA from Rubroshorea leprosula, 1285 nucleotides. NCBI's taxonomy places the organism in Eukaryota, Viridiplantae, Streptophyta, Magnoliopsida, Malvales, Dipterocarpaceae. The record is from the annotation of a GenBank genome assembly.
GCUUUGAUGAGAUAGUAAUUCAGUUAGUUCCUGUUAUCUGCCGUUGGUGAGCAUUUUUGAAAUUAAUCUUGCUCACCAUGCUCUUAGGACCUUGUUGAAAACUUGGUCCCUUGUGAUAGUAUGCUUGAUUUUGGUUGUGGAAGGAUGUAUAAGGCCUUCCGCAUUAGGUCUGUUUGUUUGAGUAUUCAUCUGGGCAUUCAUACAUGAAUGCAAACAUGGACAUACAUGAGCAUAUACAUGGGCAUUCAUGAGCAUAUACAUGGGCAUUCAUGCAUGCACACAUGGGCAUUCAUGCAUGCACACAUGGGCAUUCAUACAUGCAUAUGCGUGCAUUCAUCCAUUCAUGAUUCUGGGUAUCCGAGUGAUGUUUAUCCGUCUCGGAUGGAGUUCCAUCUUUUAGUUGGACUCAUCAUUAGAUUCCUUGUUAUGUGGUUGUGUUUGAUGAGUGCCGGGUCUUGAUUUGAGUCAAGGGCACCACAUACUUACGCCGAUAACUCUCGAGUUUGAUUACUUGUGUUAAGGCGUGAAGUUAUCUCCCGCCUCCCAAAUAGCCAUUGGAGAGGGUGGAGAUUGAGAAAUUGUUGUUGACUUGUUAGGGCAGUGAUGAGUACCUAGCCCCUGUAAAGUGAAUUUGGUUAUUGUACCUUGUAAUUGUUAGCCGUGUAGUUUGAGAUUGAUUUUCUUGUUCUUGUUGUGGUGUGAUAUCAGAGUGGUGCAGCGGAAGCGUAGUGGGUCAUGUUCUGACCAUAGAAAGUCAGUGGGGCAUCUAUUUGGUCUUAGAUUGUGUGAAGCCAUUCACCAGUCUAGACAAUCCUAGAUUGAGUUUUGGGGACAAAACUCCUUUUUAGGAGGGGUGGAUGUAAUAUCCCAAAAUUUUGGGGGUAUUUUAGCAUUAAAUAAGGGACUUAAUUGAGAGAAAAUAUUAUUGAGGGGCUUAAUAGCAAAAAUUUUCAAAAGUCGAGGGACUAAAAAGAAAGGAAAUUAGGAUAAGGAUCAAGGCUGAUAUUUCUCUCCUCAGCCACGUGUUUUGCUCAUCCUCAUCUUCUUCUUUUCCCCGAUGCUCUACCCCCCGACCCUCUGCACCCGAGAAGCCCCCCAACUACCGCCACCCAUUUCCGGCCGGAAAUCCGGCAAAGCUUGGGGAUUUCUCUCUCUUUUCUUGUCUUAGAGCACCUGUUGAACCCAGAAAAUCCCAGAUCUGCGUCUUCCUCCCUCUGCUGUCCGUCGGCUUCAACUUGUGGGUUUGAAAUUUCUGGGCAUUUUUCGGUAAGAACAGCCUUGAAUC